AAGAAGACUGUAGGAGGAAGUGGAGAGGACUCAGGGACAGGUAUCAGAGAGAGAGAAGGGCAGAGAAAGAGAAGAAGAGGUCUGGGUCAGCAGCUUCAGGCCAGCAGCCUUGGCGCUUCUGCCACAUUCUUUCUUUUCUGGAUCCAUUUAUUGUGCCUAUGGCAACGAGUGGCAAUUUUACAGCCAGACCCUCUACUACGUCAUCCACAAGUGUUGUCACCACCGGUGCAUCAAGACCCUCAACGUCAUCUACAAGUGCGACCAUCGCCUCCACCAGUGCAGCGAGACCCUCUACAACAUCUACAUCAUCCACAAGUAUGACCACCACCGGUGCACCCAUGGAAGACGAUGAAAUGAAGGAAGCACCUCUGGAUCUAGGACCACCUGAGAUUAUUAUGAACCUCACGGAAGUGACCACUGAGGACCUCGUUGAACAGGAUGUGGCCGUGGAGACAAACAGAGAGAGAAACGAAGAGGAACAACGUCACACCAGGCGUCAUGGGAGGUACCAGCCCCCAGAUCCACUCAACUCAUUUCAGCAGAGGCUCUUCCAUGCCGUCGAGAGGGAUGCAGCCCAACCUGAUGCUCACAGGAAGGAGGAUGAAGAGACCCUCUUUGCCAUGAGCCUGGUGCCAGCACUGAAGAGGCUGCCUCAGCAAAGAAAAGCAGCAGUCAAGGUUAAAAUGUAUCAGCUGCUUUUCCAAGCCGAGUUCAAUGAAAUGGAGUCAAUUUAGCCGAUCAGCUCACAGGAAGGACAGGAAGAGGAGAGGAGUUGUCUGGUUGUUGUUUGACCUCCCUCAUUGUACCUUUCUUUUCAGACACGUCAGUUCCAUUUAAAUUCAGUCAAUUCAUAAAGUCAUUUGUUUAUAAAGUCUUAGGAUAGCAUUCAUUAUUAGUGUUACAUACAUUUCUGAAUUGACAGAAUUGAAAC
Messenger RNA from Salmo salar (Atlantic salmon), 931 nucleotides. The record is from RefSeq and is a predicted model, not a curated record. NCBI's taxonomy places the organism in Eukaryota, Metazoa, Chordata, Actinopteri, Salmoniformes, Salmonidae.